This is a messenger RNA of Carassius gibelio (silver crucian carp), 2856 nucleotides long. Its product is annotated as 5-hydroxytryptamine receptor 3C. Gene Ontology annotation, biological process: regulation of membrane potential; monoatomic ion transmembrane transport; signal transduction. The record is from RefSeq and is a predicted model, not a curated record. Gene Ontology annotation, molecular function: transmembrane signaling receptor activity; neurotransmitter receptor activity; extracellular ligand-gated monoatomic ion channel activity. Bases 841 to 2298 code for a protein of 485 amino acids. The transcript has 10 exons. Gene Ontology annotation, cellular component: neuron projection; postsynaptic membrane; synapse. Lineage: Eukaryota; Metazoa; Chordata; Actinopteri; Cypriniformes; Cyprinidae.
UUGCACCUUCUCUAUUUGCGUGUUCAUUUGGGCAGUGUUAUGCAAAUCUUCCCACACAGUGACAUAGAGAUGUGGGGGCGUGUCUUGUUGAGCCAUUUUAGUGGGGCGUGGUCUUAACUUUUAUAAAGAAUAUCUCUUUGGAUUUGAGACUUUAGUCUUUGAAACCUGUAACACUCCAAAGAGAAAUUAAAAUGUGAAAUCGCAUCACAUGACCCAUUUAACAUGGGGAGACUAUGUGAUGAACUCCCUUUUGCAGCCAGCCUCUAGCGGCCAGUUGACAAAUAACAGUUUAAUUCACUUUAGUGUUCACAAGAGAGAGUGGGAGGUUGUUGCUUGGAUAACAUACAACCUGCAUGAAAGCAUAUCAUCUGAAACCAAGUAUCAAAAUGUUGCUAACUUGCCAAGACCUUUAUCAUGCUAUGAAACAUCUGUGAGACCUUUUCUUACCUGCUUAAAUUCAGCUUCAGGCCCCAGUCUGAUCCAGUCUUCACUACUGCAACUUCAAGCUAUCCUCCCUCAAAAAAAAAAAAAAUGGCUGAUGGUCCUUUUGACUGAAUAAAAAAGAGUUUUGACCCAAAUACGUGAAUAAUUAUAUAAUGAAUUUUAAUGAAUAUCGAGAUUGAAUUGUUUUAGCUAUAUUACAUUAAGAAAAAUGCUUUGAUUUAUGAGAGAUGUGAAAAGGCAUUGCCCCCUGUUGUGGUUAUUCUAAUUUGUGUAAAUAAAUAAUUCACAUAAAAAGCUAGUAUUUACGUUAUCUUCACUCUCCAUUCUGCUAUAUAAACCCCCACCCAUAAAAAAGUCUGCUUAUCAUUUACUUGCAGUCUAGUUUGUUGAGGACUGAUGACUUUUAUCCGUCUUCCAAGAAUGGAGGUUAGAACAUGGUAUGCCAGUCUUACUUGGUUCCAGUUGAUCACCAACUGCUUCAUUAUACAAUAUCCCUUGCUAGGAUCCGUACAGUCACUAAACUGUUCAGAACCAACAACUAAAUCGCUCCUUAAUGCCAUGAAAGAGGAAGUCAUCCUUUACAGCGAUGCAAGGCCAGUUAUAAGUCUGAGCACUUCUACCAACGUCACCGUGGACUUGACUCUCUAUGGAAUCUUAGGAGUGAAUGAAAAAGCACAGGUGUUAGAAACAUAUCUGUGGGUGAGGAUGAAAUGGCAGAUUGAAGGUUUGAGCUGGGAUCCUGCGGAGUGUGGAGCAAAAAAGAUUUCACUACCAAGAGAGAAGAUAUGGGUUCCAGACAUUAUCAUUAAUGAAUUCAUGGAUGAAAACCGAGCACCAGAAACAUAUUACGUCUAUGUGAACUCCACUGGUGAAGUGCUUGAUGGACGGCCGUUUCAUGUAAUCAGCUCCUGCAAUCUGGACAUCUACACCUUUCCAUUUGAUGUUCAGAACUGUUCAUAUACUUUCAACUCUUACAAACACUCUCGUGAUGAUGUUCAGUUGUUCUUCUUGCUGCCCAUUGAGCAGAUAUUCAAAAAUUCUCUUAAAGCAAUAACAACUAAAGGAGAGUGGGAGCUGAUAGACAUGCGGGCAAAAAAAACUGUAGAGUCCUUUCAUGGAGAGGAAUGGGAUAACCUCAUUGUUUAUAUUGUCUUGAGACGUCGAGCUACGAUGUAUGUUGUGAACCUCCUGAUUCCCAGCAGCUUCCUGCUUUCUUUGGAUCUCUUCAGCUUCCUGCUGCCUCCUCAAGAGGUGGACCGUGUUUCCUUCAAAAUGACCCUGAUUUUGGGUUACACAGUCUUUCUGCUGCUAAUGAACGAGAUGCUGCCGGUCACAGGAAAUAACUUACCGCUCAUAAAUGUUUUUUUCUCUCUCUGCUUGGCCUUGAUGGUAGUAAGUCUCCUUGAGACUAUCCUCAUCACCAAUGUCAAGUGUGGUUGCCGUGACUUUCCUCCGUUACCUAAGUGGCUCAGGAUUCUGGUUCUGGAAUAUCUUGCUCCACUUAUUCGUAUGAAGAAAUCUUGUGAUAAACACAUUGUAGCAAACAGAUCUGAGAGCACUUUCAACAAAAACAGCAUGACUGACAAUGCCAUGAUUGACAUUCCAAAGGAAGAACUAGUUAGUGGAAGUCAAGUGAGAGUCUGGGAACAAUGUCUUGAUGAAAUGAAGAAGAUGAGUAAAGAUUUAUUGGCCAUCCGCCACCAAGUUGAAGAGCAAUUCAAUAAUGACAACAGAAAAGAUGAAUGGAUCAUGUUUGUUAAUGUCAUUGACCGCAUGCUCUUUAUAAUGUAUAUUCUCUUUAUCAUUGUGAGUUUAGGCACAAUUAUGAUCUGUGGCUCCACUUUUAAAAUCUAGACAAAAGGCCAUAAUAUAUAAUAUAUAAAUCUGAAGAUGUCAAUGGGGCCAUGAUUUAUUUAUGAUGUAAUGCAAGGGAUCUUCACCAAAAUACUCUACCUUUUGUAGUUCACCAAAAAUGACAUUUCUAUCAUCAUUUUCUCAUCCACAAGUUGUUUCAAACACAACAGAAAAUAUUCUGAAGAAUGUUGAUGAUCAAAUAUGUGGACAGUAACCACUGACUUUAUGGUAAAAAAAGGGAAAAAUAAUAAUACUUGCAACUGUUUCUUUUGGAAUAACUAAAGUGAGAGUAUAUCAUGACAGGAUUUCCCUUUCCUAUCCCAUAGACAUUUAGUCUCUAGAAAGUUGUAUAAAUAAGUAUUAGUAUUAGUAUUUGUAUUUGUAUUGGUAUUUAGUAUGUAUUUGUGUUUAGACUGAAUCUGACAUUCUGUUUUAUCUGUUUUACCCAAAAGAUGUUUUGUUGGCUUUGGUAUCAUGAAUGGCAAUGACUUUUGUCACUGUUAUUAUCAAAUAUUCUAAUAUUAGAUAAAAUUAAAUAUUAUUUAAAUAUCACACAAA